CAUUCUACGCCGAUAUUCGAAGUUCCGUUAGCGACGUUCCAGACGUUUUCGCCCAUAAUGCUUACCGUGAACGCGUCGACCCAGGCCAAUAUCGCGCUCAAGGCUGUAACUAAACACGCCACAAACUACAAGGGAAAUGUGGAGUUGCAAGGAAGCUCAAAGUUUCGUGGAGGGCAAGCCGACUAAGAAUGACGUAACGGUGUACAACUGGACAGUGACCACUACUGACCAGAGCGUGGACGCCAACCGGACAUUCAACGCCACGUUCGCCUUCUACCAGAACAUGACUAUCACGCCGUACAUCUCCUGGGCGCAGAAGGAUAUCGACAUGAAACUGGGGCCACAAGUACAAAUAAGAUUUACACGCCCUACGAUCAACGCCGUCUCUACGGGCGAUACGGUAAAACGCUGCAACCGCGUUCACGUUUACGUCGAUACCAACGUCACUGUAGCGGAGACAGAUUUCUCCGUGGAUGCCUUCGGGAUUCAUAUUUGGAACGUCAAAGUGAUGGACAGUCUGUCACGCAAGAUAAACGUUAUGGAGGCGAAGUUAUCCUUCAAGUGCCACGCUGAUUGUCACGCGGAGAACUACACAAAGAAUAAUGACGUCAGUAUGAAUACCGCUUGUGGGUACCCGAGCAAGAAUCUGACUCGAAACGACAUCGAGUUCUCAAGUCUCUAUCAACUCUGGGGCAACUACGUUCUAUUUUCCGCCGAGGAAAGAAACGCAACGUGGUGCGGACACCCCGGUCGCGCUUGCGUGGACUGCAGGGAUAACGUGGUUUCAGAUACUGUCAAUGACGCAUGCGCGGAUCGUAUUGUCUCAACAGAAUUGGCAGCGUCUGUGUCGCGACUUGCGAAAUUUAUAGAAGCAGAAUGGCCAGACAGAAAGCUUGUAAUACAAGAGGCAUUCGAUGAAGACACGUCCGAUUUCCCGAACGGUCGUCAUGAAAACGAAUCAGUGUUCUAUGAAGGUCGGGGGGCAGAAAUGUCCAUCACGAAGGCCAACGCAUUCUCCCCGGCGGCGCUGGAAACCGAUGACUAUGUACAGAGGCGACAUAGCGAGCUUGCCGUGUGCGCGAAUUUUGCGUACGUUGCGAGAGAAGACGCGAAGGUUAGCGCAUGCGUAGAGAGGAAACCAAAAAGUGAUCGCCGUAAGCGGUCGCUGCUUUCGCGCACGCGCAGAUCGGGACACGUGGAGCAUACAAUGGUGAAAGAGCUGCUAGAAAAACUAGGGGACGCGGUUUUGAAAUCGCCGUCUGUAAACCUGACCUCGGUGUUACCACUUCCGGUUGGCGGUCAGUACCCGCAGGGGUCGACCAUGGACGUCGCGUGUGGGGCGUUCACCGGAAGUGUGUCCCAGGACGACACCGAACGAUUUAGACGGAAAGCGCCUGAUUUGCUCAUUAAACCUGAUAGCCUUUGCGAACUGCACAGGCUUAUCUGGAACCUGUGCGACACUUUCCGGAUAUGCAUUAAACCCGUUUUUUUAAAGCGAGGCUCAAAUAUGACAUUUCAUACCAGACUCAUCGAGUAUCCACUGAGCGACGUCGACUUCGAGCCAGAGGGCGACACGGGAGCGUGGUGUGGCGUGGAAACGAGGCGUUGUCAUGGGGAUUGCACCCUGCACUCGGGCGACAUUGACGACCACUGGAACUGGUGUGGUACCCGCACUAUGCACAUGCGUCUCGCGGCCAGGCUCCAGCGACUGACCAAGAUUCUUCCGUCGUCUGAAAGAGUUGUCGUCAAGGAGGCAUUAACGAUGAAUUUUACAAAUGUAAAAGAUAAGCAAUUUAUGGAAGGGAGGGCUGCCCAAAUCACGCUGAAAGCAGGCGGGAGUCUCUCUUCGCAAGUGUUCACUCAAUACGCAAUCCUGGCAGGAUUCGAUUACGUCAUACACGUUUCGAAUGACGUCAUAAACGUGUGCGUCAAGGUACAGGAUGGAAUUCAGACAAAUCUGGCCCAGUUUCCGACCGCAAACUUGAUUUCCGUUCCCCUCCCACUCGGUGAAGAGGACGAAUACGAUUAUCCCGAAAGUUUAAGAAAUGAAUCGAGAAAACCUCUGCUAUUCGAUGUAUCGACCUCAAGCGGCGAUGUGUCAGAACAUUUCAAACUGAACGCGUUCGUCAGUCCCGGUAAAAGAUACAUUCGUCUCGACACGAUGUUGGUGUAUCUUCUAGACCUCAGUUACGAUGACUUUAAGGGCGGUUUCUACGGCAUUACCGGCUCCGGUUACAGGCCAAGAUCUGUCAAUCUCGACAACAUAGCUACUCGUCACGAAAAGGAGCAGAUGCGAUUCGAAAUGGGACAGGCCGUAGAGUUAAAGCCCAAUGACGUAGCCUCUGAGGAUAACCUGUUCCGGUUGGCCAUUUCCCUCAUCCGGAUCGCGAAGAGCGUGCGCACGCAGCAAAUUGGAAUCGAGAUCGGUUGCAAGGCCGAUAGACUCUACUUAGAUGUCCGACCGAUUGCCGAUGAGAACGCUUUGGUUGUGGAGGUUUGGGACAGCGGCAACACUCCACUCUUUAAUCGAUUAAAACUCAUACAGGACAUGAUUGCACAGGGCGGAUCUGUGGUCACUGCCCGACCCGACCCCGUCAUCUGUAACACCCCAGCACUGGGGCGCGAAUAUUUCUACUUCAACUUUGACCUCGAUCAAGAAGGACACUGCUGGAAAACCGACAAUUCAUUCUGCGUGGAAACGAACGAGUCACGUUAUAACGUCAGCGUCAUUCUCCAACGACGUCUGACGUCAGCCGCGGGCACCGGGAAACUACCGCGUCCUGACAUAAUGCCGGAAAUCGAGGCGUGCGUCGUCGACACAUGCGGAGGAUGCCCGAGCGCUGGAAGCGUUUGGAAGGAGAAGGUUGUAAAGUGCACGAAGAUGAUCCUGAAGUACCUGGCCCGAGCGAGUGUCCCGUUCCAGUCGCUACUGGACAAGGUGUCCAUCUUCAAUACGGACAACCACCAGUCCAGUGUCCACUCGCUCGCCUGUCAUGACGGCAGGGUGUGCAUCGAGAACACCCAGAUCUACGCCUUGCUGUUACCACUCACGACCGCCACGUACAAGCACGAAAAUGCGGACGAACUGAUCUUCGGAGGGGCGGACAAUCCGAGCCCGCUUCUCGAGAUCGUGGAACAGGAGCUGGCCUGGAGAGCCGUGGGCAAUGUGGACAUCUAUCUGGAGUCAGCCAAGGACGUUAACUCGCUUAGAAAUACCAUACAGAUUCUGUUGAUGUACAACACAAACGUGUCACUCGUGACGUUUCACAUCGAUUCGGAAACUGACGAAGAUGACGUCAUCAUCACAUUACAACGGAAGGUGGAGCAGUGGGUCUCGGGGGUGUGUCCCACGUGGAGUCGACUCGUGACCACGCCCUACACAAUGACCAAGAUCCCGAUGGACCGUAAAAAGCGAAGCAUAGAACGCAGCAAGGACCGAAACGAGAUGAAUAUGCAAAUGAGGAACUGGGAGGUGGAGUGGAUGCUAAAAUCGUAGUCACAGGCUAAUAUAGGACGAUAACUUACGUUUAUGAAUUAAGCCUCAUUUUCACAAAUGCUUCUUAUAGUAAUACAACUUUUUCAUGUAUCUCUUGUAAAUGUAUAAAUGCUUAUAAAUAUGAACAUUAUAUCAUAAAAAAAGGAAUUUAACGAAAGAAAUAAUGAAACUCUAAAUGAAUGUUCAGUGGAGAAAUCCAUGUUAUCAUCAGCAUGUGUUUUAUUAAAAGCAAGUAAUUUUUGGUGUUAGCUGGAAUGUUGAGAAUAAUGGUAUUGAUUGUGUUAUUUUGUGUGUAUAGCAAAAAUAAUACACACAUAGCUUUGAGACUCGCUCUGGGAAAACGGGGCUUAAUGCAUGUGCUUAAAUUGCCAUCCCAGAAAAGCCUUUUCAGUUCGCACAGGCUCAUCAUUGAAGACACUUGCCGUUUAAAGGUAUUUUUCGUUUAAGGAAGUCUCUUUUGAACAAAAAACAGUGUAUGUGUAAAAGUGUAUUUCUUGAUCCACCCUCAGCGGACUGUACAGGCUGAUCUGGGACGAAUAUGUAAGCACAUGCAUAAAGCCUUAUUUUUUCCAGAGCGCGGCUCAAAUAGACUUUACUGUAAUGUUAAUUAUUUUCUUAUUGUAAUCUUGCUGAAAACGUGCACACAUGUGUGUUGUUUGUUGUUGUUGUUUUAAGAUUUUAUACUUAGCGUAUUUGAUUUUUUAUCUCCCAUACACAAUAUAAUUUCAGUUUAUUCAUUUGAUGACAAUUAAGUUUUAAUCACAUAACAUAUGGCCGAACAAUUAGGCACAGAGUCAUGUCAGAUUUUAUACAUAUUGUUCACUGUUUAGUAUGUUGAAAAUGUAUUUUUCAAGAAGAGUAAAUGCUUUAUGGCCUUCAGUUGUGAUUGUAUUGUAUCUAAUUUAUCAACUAUAAAAAAGUCAAAUGUAUUAUUAGUUAAAUCCAUAAAACACAUCAUUUAGUAUGACAGCCUAGCUCAUAAUUUAGUUAAAGGGCACAAUAAUGCGGAAUAAAUAAAUCAAUGCAUGAGAUAAGUUUAUGGAUGAUGACAUAUUUUAAGUUUCAAUUCAAUGUUUUUGAAAUGUAGAACAGUUUGCUCAUCAAACAGUAUAUAUUUCAGCCUGAGUUCAGUUGCUCAUUACUAUGAAAUUAGUGGAAAAUUUUCAUUAAAACAUCAAUAGUGUUCAAGGUGAUGAUAUAUGUCACAUUUGAAUAAUUAUCUUUCAAAAUGUAGAAGCUGUUCACUCAACAAAUGUAUAACUUUUUAUGCGGUCACUUAGACCUAUAUACUGACAAAUUGACUCCAAUAUACCCUUCUGAAACUUCGUUUGUGAGGGUAUACCAAUAAAUCAACACAUAUAUAUAUUGAUACUGAAAUUGUGAAAGGGUCACCAAAGAAACAUUUUUGUUAAUGUUUUUGUCUUUCAUCCAACAUACCAUAAAUAAAGCCCUUCUUUUCAUUCGGCGGCGUAAAGAGUCUUGUGUAACCACAUACCUGCUUUGAAAGUAUGUGUUACUUUUAAUGAGACAGCAAGCUGCAUCUAGUGUGUUCCGGAUGCAGUCCAUAGCCGGGAAUUGACACACAAGUGACUUACAAAUGAAUAUGAAUAUUUAUCCUUUGCACCGGGAUUCCCCUAAAAAUCAUAACCAAAACAAGAGUUUAUUGAUUGAUUACAGGGGAUACAUGGGGGGGGGGGGUUAAAAAUGACGUCCCGUUCCAGAUACAUUGGCUCUUUAGUUGCCCGGUCUAGAUUCUUGUAUAAUGAACCUCAGCUUAAUGCCUCACGUGAAAUACCAUUGAGUACGCUAUGAUUGUGGUGUGGAUCAAAGUUCAAACAAUUUAAAACCGUCUCUAAACAUACUACACUACCUUACCACCCUGACUUUCAAGUUAAUAUUAUUAAAGCACACCAUCUACGCCGUUUACAUUUUUAGUUGGCUGACAGAGGUCAUAAUAUCGUGCGUUUAUUGCACUAUCUAGAGAAAGUAUCAUGCAGCAAUAUUGUGUAUUUUCCGAACAUAGGCUAGUUACAACUACUAUGUGAAAUGCAUAUUUGAAUUAAACCCAAACUGUUGCAAAUUUGACUCAGUGACCGAGUUUUGAAACCUACUGAACCCAAGAUUUAAAUUCAUAUUUAACAGUUGAAAAUGUAUCUCCUGGAGUGUUAUCAAGGCUUAUCUAACAUUUAUGAUUUAGAGUGACCCAGCAUGUGAUUUUGAUAAACGUUCAGGUAUUUUUUAAAUAUUAAUUUCGUGAUAAAACAAGCAUUUAAGUAUAUUUCACAAGUGUCUUCUAAUUUUAUGAAACCAUAAAUGCCAAUCACGAGUUAUAAUGGUUUAUAUGGUUAAAUGAGCAAAUUAAGUAAUACAAAUUGUCUGGCAAAUUCAGUGACUGAAUUUGCCAGACAAUAAAUUGCUGGUUUAUUAAAAUAUUAUUCAUA
Dreissena polymorpha is the source of this 5937-nucleotide messenger RNA. RefSeq lists its product as uncharacterized. Gene Ontology annotation, molecular function: calcium ion binding; patched binding. Lineage: Eukaryota; Metazoa; Mollusca; Bivalvia; Myida; Dreissenidae. The transcript has 16 exons. The coding region runs from base 137 to 3496 and encodes 1119 amino acids. The record is from RefSeq and is a predicted model, not a curated record. Gene Ontology annotation, biological process: cell-cell signaling; cell fate specification; smoothened signaling pathway.